AUGAAAACGACCUUGUUUGUGGCCUUAGGGCUGUUACUUGUUGUUGGGGCGCAAGAACAUGGAGAAUUGGAAUCCCCGUCCUCGGCCCAACUACUAAAGCCAAAGCCGGAACAAUGCGCUGGAUGCGUUGAGGCGUUCGACCUGCUUAACACUCUUGUCGGGGAUAUCCGAAAGAUCAAUGAAAGGGAAUUUAAAGAGCACACUAGCGUAGGUUUGACAACUUUCUUGACUACCUCGUUUUUGUUUGAUUAAAAAUUAUCGUUGAAUUAAUUUCAGAUGGCCUGUAGAAUUCUCAAAGGUGGCGGUGACCACAAAUACGGUGACGUCUGCAAAGCGCUCAACAAGAAUUCCAAAUACAUUUUCAACUAUUUGAAAAACGUAGCCCAUGGGAUUUCUCCAGAAGCCAAUUGCUGGAUCUUCCUUCGCUGCGACAAGCCAGAAGUAACUACAACCACAACACAACCUUCAACUACUAGGAGAUGGACAUGGCCCACCCCGAAACCCUGGCCUACCGGAGAGCCCUGGACUCCACACCCUUGGCCUACACACAAGCCUUGGCCAACUAGAGAGCCUUGGACUCCCCGUCCUUGGCCAACCCACAGACCUCGGCCCACACAUGAACCCUGGACUCCUCGCCCUUGGCCAACCCACAGACCUCGGCCCACACAUGAACCCUGGACUCCCCGCCCAUGGCCAACCCACAGACCUUGGCCAACUCGCGAGCCCUGGACUCCCCGUCCUUGGCCAACCCACAGACCUUGGCCAACUCGCGAGCCCUGGACUCCCCGUCCUUGGCCUACCCACAGACCUUGGCCAACCCUUGAGCCCUCGACUACCAGCCCUCGGCCAACCCUUGAGCCCUCGACUACUCACAAGCCGUGGUCCACUUCAUGGGCUCCAACCAGCACUGACCUCCCAAGGACCACGACCACUCCUGCUAUCCCCACCGAGAAAACUAAAGUGCCGACGACCCCUGAAAUUACCACAACCACUGAGGUGGUUACCACCGAAGAGCCCGAAGAGGCUACAACUUCCUUCCUUUGA
Molecule: messenger RNA, 1044 nt
Organism: Bursaphelenchus xylophilus (pine wood nematode)
Lineage: Eukaryota; Metazoa; Nematoda; Chromadorea; Rhabditida; Aphelenchoididae
Source: the annotation of a GenBank genome assembly